AGAGAGAGAGAGAGAGAGAGAGCAUACUGUCAGUGUCAGUAGCCUAUACUAUCUGCAUGGCUGCCACUGAUGUAAACAUCUAUUCUUGUGAGGAGAUGAGGACUCUCUCUCUCAGCGGUCAUGUCGGUUUUGACAGUCUUCCUGAUCAGCUGGUCAGCAAAUCAGUGAGCCAAGGAUUCAGCUUCAACAUUCUCUGCGUAGGUGAAACUGGGAUAGGCAAAUCCACUUUAAUGAACACACUUUUUAACACAACGUUCGAAAAUGAAGAGGCCAGCCACUUCCAGAACGGCGUGCAUUUACGCCCCAGAACGUACAACCUACAGGAAAGCAAUGUGGAUUUGCAGCUGACCAUUGUAGACACUGUGGGUUUUGGCGACCAGAUUAAUAAAGAAGAAAGUUAUAAACCUAUUGUGGACUACAUUGAUGCCCAGUUUGAAAACUUCCUUGAAGAAGAGCUUAAAAUUAAACGUUCCCUUUAUAACUAUCAUGAUUCACGCAUCCAUAUCUGCCUCUACUUUAUUGCUCCCACUGGACAUUCACUGAAAUCUCUGGACUUAGUCACCAUGAAGAAACUGGACAGCAAGGUCAACAUUAUUCCCAUCAUUGCAAAGGCAGACACUAUUUCCAAGAGUGAGCUUCAAAAAUUUAAGAUCAAGAUCAUGAGUGAACUGGUCAGCAAUGGUGUUCAGAUCUACCAGUUCCCAACAGAUGAUGAAGCCGUGACUGAAAUAAACUCUUCUAUGAAUGCGCAUCUUCCUUUUGCUGUGAUUGGAAGCAAUGAAGAGGUUCAAACUGGGAACAAAAUGGUUCGAGCCAGACAGUAUCCAUGGGGAGUGGUACAGGUGGAGAACGAGAGUCACUGUGACUUUGUAAAGCUGAGAGAGAUGCUAAUCCGUGUCAACAUGUUGGACCUGAGGGAACAGACCCACGCCAGACACUAUGAGCUGUACCGCCGCUGCAAACUGGAGGAGAUGGGCUUUAAAGACACGGACCCUGACAGCGAACCCUUCAGUCUACAGGAGACAUACGUGGCCAAGAGGAGAGAAUUUAUCGGCGAGCUACAACUCAAGGAGGAGCAGAUGAGACAGAUGUUUGUCAACAAAGUGAAGGAGACAGAAGCAGAGCUAAAAGAGAAGGAGAGAGAGCUUCAUGAAAGAUUUGAGAUGCUGAAACGCACACAUCAGGAGGAGAAGAGGAACCUGGAGGAGAAGCGUAGAGAUUUAGAAGAGGAGAUGAACACCUUCAACAGGAGGAAAGUGGCUGCAGAAACCCUACAGUCUCUUCAAGGCUCCUCUGCCACGAAAAAAGACAAAGAGAAGAAAACUUGAUUGGCGAUCCAAGAAAGCAUGAGCAUCAUCACUGCUCCGUAACUAUGUGAUGAUCCACUGAUGCGUACCUGAUUCUUCUGGAUUUACAUUUUAAUUAAAGGGAUAAUUCACCUAAAA
Molecule: messenger RNA, 1445 nt
Organism: Pimephales promelas (fathead minnow)
Lineage: Eukaryota; Metazoa; Chordata; Actinopteri; Cypriniformes; Leuciscidae
Gene: septin8b
Product: septin 8b
Molecular function (GO): GTP binding
Source: RefSeq, a predicted model, not a curated record